AUAUCUAUAUAAUCUUUAAAUAAUAUUUUUCUUUUUGCGGUAUUGUGUGAAGAAUGAUCAAGUGACGUGUUUUUCAGUGCAAUAGUAAAAUUGUUAACGAUUUGAUUAAUUAAUUAAUUUAACGAAUGAACGAACGAACGAACGAACGAAAGAUAAUUAUAAUUAUAAUGAAUAAUUAAUUAAUUAAAUGAAUUAAUUUAAUGAAGACUCAAGAGAAGAAGAGGAUGAGGAAUAAUUAGACACUGAGAAGUAUCAACGAAUGGACAAAAAGAGAUAGAGAGAGAGAGAGAGAGAGUAAGAGAGUGUAACAGAGUGAGAGAGGAAAAGAGAUAGAAAAAGAGAAAGAAGAAGAAAAAAAAAGAGAAAGAGACAGAAAGAAGAAAGGAAGAACGAAAGAAACGUAGUAAGGAAAAGAAAUAAAUGAUUAAUUAAAUAAAGAAGAAAUGGAAGAAUAGAAGACGUAUAAUAAUAAUUAAUGACAGAAAUGACAAUAGAAAUACUACGAAAGAUAAUGGCAAUUAUCGUCCUUUCUCUUUUAAUAUAAAAAAAAUUUCCAAUUUCUGCCGGACAGAAGUUUAAUAACAAGGAACCGCUGCCAUCGUACGCGAUGGAGUUGAGCGACGAUUAUCAGGACAUGGUUAAUCCAGGUGGUGGCGUUUCUAUGGGGAAUAUACAACCUAUGGGACAUCAUCGGCAUACACCUGAAAGUCCUUUGUCCCAUCAAGAAGAAGAUUUAUCAGAUCCCGAUUUACAGGAUGAAGAAAGUGGAGAAGAGUUACCACAGCAGCCACACGCUGGACAUAGUACUACACAUCAGAAUCCAUCGGAACCACCGUCUAUAUCGACCAACACAACUUCCACACCUUUGACAAAUCUCAACACACUCAUGAAUAGCCAUCAUCCACAUUUUCUAGCCAAGUUAAAGAUGGAGGCCGACGUCGAUAUAUUGAACAACAAAAGUGGAUUGGAGGCAUUACAAGCGGCAAUGGGUAGCGGUGGUUUCAGUUUACCAUUUACGUUUCCACCAACAUUUUUACCACCCCAACACCAUGGACAAAACAAUCACGCGCAAAGUGGAUUGGUACCAUCUACGUCAUCGGCGGCCGCAGCCGCUGCGGCCGUAGUCGCAUUGGGAUCUGGAUUAGGAGCAGGAUUAGGACCACCAGGACUAAACACGGCGACCGGAAGCAACAUUAAUCAAGUGGCUACAUCAUCGUCUAGCUCGCACUCGAGCGAAUCAUCGCAUUGCAGUGGAAAAACUGGAGGAGAAGCACGGGAUCAUUCUGCUGGUAAUAGUCAUUCCCACAACGCUAACAGCAACAAUAAUAACAACAAUAACAACAACAACAAUAACAAUUCAACAUCUAAUCAUCAACAAACUAGUUGGAGCUUCGAGGAGCAGUUCAAACAGGUGCGUCAGUUGUACGAGAUUAAUGAUGAUCCAAAACGAAAAGAAUUUCUCGACGAUCUCUUCAGUUACAUGCAAAAACGUGGAACACCGAUCAAUCGAUUACCGAUUAUGGCAAAAUCAGUAUUGGAUCUUUACGAACUAUAUAAUCUUGUGAUUGCUCGUGGCGGUCUGGUCGACGUUAUAAACAAAAAGCUUUGGCAGGAAAUCAUCAAGGGUCUCCACCUGCCUUCUAGCAUAACUUCCGCCGCAUUUACUCUUCGCACUCAAUAUAUGAAAUAUCUCUAUCCAUAUGAGUGCGAAAAACGACGAUUAUCGACUCCUGCGGAACUUCAGGCAGCAAUCGACGGUAAUCGUCGUGAAGGCCGCAGGAGCAGUUAUGGGACAUAUGCUGCUGGUGGGCCAGGUAGCGAAGGCUUGGUCCAAAGAAAUCCACCAAACUCGUUGGCGAUGCGGGCCCAAAUGUCACCAUUAUCAUUGGUGACAGCAGUCGCGGGACAUCACGGAGCUGGACAGUCAUUGGUUAACGGACAUUCAGCUCACACAAGUAUGUCUCAUCACCAUCACCAUCCGCAUCAUGCUCAACAUCCCCAAGGGCCAUUGAGCCAACCGCCAACCUUAUCUAUGACAAAUUUGGCGCCGUCCGAAUUUGAAGCGCGUAUGGUGGAAUACGUAAAAUUAUUAAACAAAGAAUUAAGAAAUGCAGGAGCAGGCACUCCUCCACCAAUGAUAAAUCGUCAAGGAAGUUCAACACCACCUUCGUCGACCCCACCUAAAGAUACUAAUACGAGUGGUUAUGAGAUGUCACGGUUAACCCUAUGGGGAAUGUAUGGUAAUAAUAACCCCAUCUAUUCGGCAGUAAUACACCAACCACCAUUAUCACCACAAACGUCACAAUCUCCGUUACAACAUAUAUCUAGCCCUGAACCUCAAAGGGAAGCAUUAGAUCUUGGACUUAGGUCGUCACCCGCAUGUUCCUCACCGUCUGGACCAAGUCCACUUUCAUCUGGCAGCAGUUUUCAUGUUAGGAAGGAUAAUGAACAAGGACCACCAGCCGCUAAAAGAUUACUAUGCGAAGAGGAUAACCCACCUGAUAAAAAUCCUUCUAUUACAGGAACCCAUAUCAAGAUUUGCAAUCGAGAUGGGAAAAAUGGUGAAAAUUCCCUAGUAGUCAGCGUAGAACUGAACGGUGUCACAUAUCAAGGAGUACUUUUUGCCCAAACGGAUUCGAAGAAUACCACAUCGUCAUCAUCAUCAUCAACAACGACGUUGACGCAUAAUGAAAACGGAAAAACAUCACGGAGCAUUGCAUCGUGAAUGCGUUAUAUAUUACAAAUAAUAAAAAUAAUUUAGGUUAACUUCAAGUUUUUGUUGUAUAAUGUAAGUUCAUAAUAAUAAUAAUAAUAAUAACAACAACAACAAUAAUAAUAAUAAUAA
Messenger RNA from Vespa mandarinia (Asian giant hornet), 2845 nucleotides. RefSeq lists its product as uncharacterized. Gene Ontology annotation, molecular function: DNA binding. The record is from RefSeq and is a predicted model, not a curated record. Gene Ontology annotation, cellular component: nucleus. Lineage: Eukaryota; Metazoa; Arthropoda; Insecta; Hymenoptera; Vespidae. Gene Ontology annotation, biological process: regulation of transcription by RNA polymerase II.